AUGCAUCGACACUACUUUAAAACAAUCUUGGGCACGACGACCACUCUAUUGGCAGGAAGUUUGGGAUAUUUUGCUAAAAAUAGCGAACAUGAUAAUAACAAUGAAGAGAAUAAUUCAAUGAGGAAUAUGAUGAAUGUAAAUCAUUCGUUCAUGAUUCAGGCAGAAGACGUUCAAGAACAUUAUUUUCCCUUCCGAUCGGAAAGUGAAGAUUUAGAAUUGAUCAAGGUUCAAAUUAUUAAUCGACACGGAGCAAGAACACCCAUAAAUUCUCUUCCGAAUUACAUUGAUAGUACUCCUUGGAAGUGUCUACCUUUUGAGUCGAUUUCUGGAUUGGAUUAUGGUAAAUUUAAUACAAUUUUUGAAAAGGAUGGAUUGGAUUUGCUUGGAAAUUGUAUGAAGGGACAAUUGACUGAGGCAGGAGCUAUUCAAAUGUUUAAAGUUGGAGAACAUUUGAGAGAGGUGUAUUUUAAAAAGUUAUUUGCUAUUGAUGGUGACAAGGUGAUGGAUUAUAAGGAUAUUAUUAAUAGUAUGUAUGUGAGAUCGAGUGAUAUUAGAAGUAGAAGAACUGAAUUCUCACUCAUGUACUUGUUGCAAGGAUUUUUAGGAUCGAAUCAAGCAUACUAUCCAACUAUUCACAUGUAUGAAGAAGCAAGAGAAACAUUGUAUGGACACUUUAAGGUUUGUGCCAAGUUGGGUGGAAUAAUUUCGCAAAGAAUUAAGAAAUUGAAUGAAGAUGGAGAACAUGAUGCAGGUCUCCAAGAUAUCAAGGCAAGAUUGUUGGACUUGUUCUAUGCUAAUGAGAAGAAUAUUGUUGAAGAGCAACCACAGAGUCAACCUCCACACGAAAAGGGCUUGUUGGAAUCGAAGCAAAUUAGACAAGUCAGAGAUUUUCCACAGUGGGAAUCUUUGAAUAAUGCAUUUGCUGGAAUGUUGUUCCAUGGCCAUUCAUUACCAAAGGGAAUUACUGAAGCUGAUUAUGAUUACAUCAACAAAAGAGUUGGAGCAAGUGGAUUUGUACUUUUUGGUGGAAUGGAUUUGUUGAGAAUGAAUAAUGGAAUGUUGGUGAAGGAACUUGUUGAUUCAAUGAAAAAGUCAAUUGAUACAAGUAAGGAUCUUGAUCGUAGGAGAUUGGAAAUUUAUUUAGGACACGACACUACUCUCAUUCCAUUGUUGGUUACUUUGAACUUGUACGAUGGUGUUUGGCCUCCUUUUGCUUCAACAUUGGUUUUUGAAUUGUAUGUUAACAAGUUGAAACGUGGUCAACACUUUGUAAAGAUUGUGUUCAAUGAUAAGAUUAUGCAUUUUGAUGCAAAGGAUUCAAUUAUUCAAGAUGCUAAAUCAGGUUUAGUACCAUUUGAAGAAUUUGAAAGGAUUUUGAAACCUUACAUGGUCAAUUAUAAGGAAUGGAAAGAAUUAUGUAAAGUAAAUAAGUAA
Messenger RNA from Naegleria gruberi, 1434 nucleotides. Its product is annotated as acid phosphatase A domain-containing protein. Gene Ontology annotation, biological process: dephosphorylation. NCBI's taxonomy places the organism in Eukaryota, Heterolobosea, Eutetramitea, Acrasida, Naegleriidae. Gene Ontology annotation, molecular function: phosphatase activity. The transcript has 3 exons. The record is from RefSeq and is a predicted model, not a curated record. Bases 1 to 1434 code for a protein of 477 amino acids.